Molecule: messenger RNA, 3387 nt
Organism: Belonocnema kinseyi
Lineage: Eukaryota; Metazoa; Arthropoda; Insecta; Hymenoptera; Cynipidae
Gene: boss
Product: protein bride of sevenless
Exons: 7
Coding region: 405-2993 (862 amino acids)
Biological process (GO): G protein-coupled receptor signaling pathway; visual perception
Cellular component (GO): membrane
Molecular function (GO): adenylate cyclase inhibiting G protein-coupled glutamate receptor activity; sevenless binding
Source: RefSeq, a predicted model, not a curated record
CACCUGCCACGGUCGGGAUACUGCUACGUAGAUAAAUUAAACUUCAAAAUAAUUUUUAAAGUACAGUAGAAGAUGAAAAACACGAAAAAAGUUCAAAAACGGAAAUUUUAUAAUAAUAUCCCAAAACAAGAGGAAAAUUUUUGAUUUCGAAUGGAUGUGAGAAGAGAGUAUCGAAUUGAUGUGCGAAAAGAGUAUCGAGUGGAUGUUAGUGGUAAUGGUAAGGCUUAUAUCAGACCGAACAACAAGUGCGUAUAGUGGUUGGUAUCGACUAAACAGAAGAAUACUGGAUACAUUAUUUCCACAAGAAUGUAAUUUUCUAACCUACAAAAAACAAUUUUUGUUCUGCUUCUAAUUGUUUAGAAUUUUCUGAUGGAGUGUAGUUUAAAAAAGAAUUAUUCGAAGUCAUGUUUCUUCUAAUUUUAUUGAUCUUGAACUGUUUGUAUGGCCUCUCGGCCAUGGAGAAUGUCACGUGUGGAAAGAAGCACACGUUUCUGGAAACGAAAGGUGAAGCUAUUUUUUCUGUUUUCGUGGGUGCCAAUUAUGGGCCAUAUUGCAACGACUCUUCCUCCAAGGGGCACCAGCAAGUCUCAACAGCCCUACAUGUGAUUCAAACUUUAAACAAGAACUCUUAUGUACCAGGACUCUUACUCGGUCUAAAAGCAUAUGACACUUGUCAGGACAAGCUAACAGUUUACAAGCAGGCUUUGAUGGCAGCAGUGGAAUCGGAAUGUGCAGCAGAAUACGAAUUUGGGAUUUUAAUUCCUGAGUCUUAUAAAGUAAUUUUAAAACCUUUUAAGGAGUAUAGCCUGCUGCCAAUUAGUACCUACGAAACACAGAACUUGGCCAUACCACUCAUCGAUAUUGCGAUUAAUUUUCUGAGCACUAAGUAUGAGGUUGUUGAUUUGGUUCUCACAAAUUCACAAUAUAUUCUUAGUCAUUUUCUGGACGCCAGCAAACAAAAAGGACUCUGUGUCGAGAGUUACUCAGAUUUCACUAAACUGGAGAACAAAACAGAAGCUAUUAUUGUUGCUGUUGGUGGAAAAAACGACAUUGGAUCUUGGAUUCAAAAGAGUAACAGGGAAGACAGCGUCCAAAGAACGUGGUUCAUUGUACCCACUGAUGACGCAAAUAUUGAUGAUCUGAUACCAGAGGGUUCCUUUGUCAUCAAUACCGAGUCCUUCACAUCGAACCUAGACGACGUCUCUUUAUCUUCCCAUCUCGAGAGCCCUGGCGAGCCUCUAAUUCACUCACCCCAUCUCUUAGGUAUCGGCAAAGCCAUUAUCGAGAUCGCCCACGUACUACAAGGUCUUCAGAGAAGAACGUGUCCUCCUGGCUCAACUUGUGCCUUACCCCAUUUCGACCCCAAACUUCGAGAGGACAUCAGCGUCACCGAAAUUUACGAGAUUCUUGAAAUACCGCCCAAGUCUCAAUACCUAAAAUACCUCAUUCAACAAAACAUCAACCAAGAGUUCCCUACAAUCGCUACCUACAGGAUCAACCCAGAAACCCACAAAAUCACACCUGAAAAACAGCUUCCCAAGAUGCCCAGAUUAUGCAGCAAAAAUGAUCCAUCAAUGUGCCAAAUGUGUGCCAAUUUUCAAGAAAAAACUGUUGCUCACGAACUAGUCAGGAUAGCAAUCCAAGGAAGCUUGCUCAAACCUGGAGCAUAUAUUCCAAUUUAUCUGACGAUCAUGGUCAGUGGGACUUUUGCGUGUCUCGUUAUAUUUUUUUUCAUCAUCUACAGAUAUUACAUGGAAGAAGUACUGGAUGGAAAUCCAUCCUUGACUUUAGUUUUGAUCAUCGGAACAGUCUUCACGCUGCAGACUAUUUUACCAUUUUGCAUUGAUGAUGAGUACAUGGGUCGAGAGCACCUUAACUCGAGAAAGAUUUUUGUUUCGACUUUGGCUUUUGGUUUACUUUUUUCGACUAUGCUGGCCAGAGCUUUCUUUUUGGCCUUUUCUGUUGGUGGGAUUUUCACUGCUCACAUCAAUGGAUACCUCCAGAGUCUGAUGGUUUUCUUCAUGUUCAGUGUUCAGAUUGCGAUUUCGUCGAUGUACUUUGCACUGAGCAAUGCUGAUUCUUCAGUGGUUAUGCGGAGUUUGACCUACAUCUCACUUCUGGGAUAUGACAUAUUUCUCCUGGUAUGUCUUCUGAUUGUCAGCUGCUUCAUUACACAAAUACAGCGUAACUAUAGUGAAGGAAAAUGUUUUUUUGCAACUGUAAUUGGGAUCCUAGUUGUCUGGGCUGUUUGGGUCACCUGCUUUAUUUUGAUGGAACCAGCAGCAAGGGACAUCAUUGUCUGCUUCGGAAUUAUUGCCACAGCAUACCUCAUCAUCAUUGGUAUUUUGAUACCCAGGACUUAUUACAUGGUGACUCAUUUAUCGAGAGAAAAGAAUGUUAUGCACAGAUUCGAACCUGCUGAUCUAGGGCCUGAUCCAAGGAUGAAUACUAUGGCCAGACAGGCAUUGGAUUUACAGUCACGGCCAUCAUAUUACGAGUAUGUUCGACCCAGCAUGGAUGCAGCAAACAACGGAGGGAAUUUGCGUGUAGCAAGAUACCCAAAUUGCUAUACCAGUGUCAGUCCUUAUUUCAAACACAACGCUCGUAACAGAAGUCCUAUUGAGCCCCGAAGGAAUCCCGGCUACAAUAAUCACGGCUUCAGCUCUGAAAUGCGAGAGGUGGAAAAUAAUGCCUACGUAGUGCCACGCGUUUGCAUCGAAAGCCCUCAGCAGGAUCGCAGAAGCCCUUUAAAUAACGUUGACUCUCUCGAUGUUAGCUACGCCCAUCCUAGAAAUCCCAGGAGACCAAAAAUGUUUUCGGAUGAGAAUGAUUGCAUCGAAACAGAUAUUUACGUCGAAGGACAACUCCACCCAAAUAAAAGAGGACCGAAUGAAAAUUAUCCUUCAAGGCCCUGUUCUCCCAGACUGGGUCAGGCAGAAGUGACAAUUCGGGAGGAAGAUGAGGACGAAAUAACUAGGAUAACACGAUUUUAGAAUUUUACAUCUUGUUAAGUUGUAAUUAGUUUUCCGCGUUUGACCAGUUAGACGUUUAAGUAAUUUGAAUAAUUUUUAAGUUAAACCGUAACUGCGUUUGCUACCGUUAGCUACAUUUACUACUGUUAAAUACGUUAACUAGCGUUAAAUACCUUUACUACUGUUAACUACGUUUAACGAUUUUUCCAAAUUUUAGGAAUAAUUCAAUUCAGUUCAGAAAAUAUUAAGGAACUUUAGAAGUUUUGAAGCGUUUAUAAAUACUUUAAACUGUCUUUGAAUUUUUCUAGAAAUUUGGUGAAAUUUUGCAAGAUACAAGAAAAAAUUCUAAUUUUUCUGGAUACUUUUUCGAUGUACCUGAAAUCUUUAAAAAUCUUUCCGAUUUUCCCAAGAAUCA